Brassica oleracea var. oleracea is the source of this 1811-nucleotide messenger RNA. Its product is annotated as eukaryotic peptide chain release factor GTP-binding subunit ERF3A. Gene Ontology annotation, cellular component: translation release factor complex. Gene Ontology annotation, molecular function: GTP binding; GTPase activity; translation release factor activity. The transcript is spliced from 18 exons. Gene Ontology annotation, biological process: translational termination; translation; nuclear-transcribed mRNA catabolic process, deadenylation-dependent decay. The record is from RefSeq and is a predicted model, not a curated record. Bases 97 to 1623 code for a protein of 508 amino acids. NCBI's taxonomy places the organism in Eukaryota, Viridiplantae, Streptophyta, Magnoliopsida, Brassicales, Brassicaceae.
CUGAAAACCCAAAACGCUAAUAGCCCCUUCGACAAGCUUCUUCUCUUUCGCCAAACCUAGAAAGCUUCCUUCCUUUAGUUCAAUCCAGCAUCCGCCAUGGAUCUUGAGGCUGAGAUCCGUGCAUUACAGCUUGAUUCGGCAGACCUGAAAGAUAACGUGCAAGAAUCAGCGCCAGUACCUGUUGAGCAACAAGCUACUGAGGAUCAUGAUCAGGAAAUACUCCUUCCAGUGCAUAACCCAGCUAAAGCUAAAGAGAAGGCGGCCCAAGAGAACGCAGCGAAAGAGGAAGCGGAAGAAGAGGCAGAAGCAAACAAAAAGCGACACUUGAAUGCGGUCUUCAUUGGGCAUGUUGAUGCAGGAAAAUCUACAAUUGGAGGACAGAUUCUAUUUCUCAGCGGUCAGGUGGACGACCGACAAAUCCAGAAGUAUGAGAAGGAAGCAAAAGACAAAAGUAGAGAAAGCUGGUAUAUGGCAUAUAUAAUGGAUACAAAUGAAGAAGAGAGGGCCAAGGGUAAAACAGUUGAAGUUGGAAGGGCUCAUUUUGAAACUGAGAGCACACGGUUUACCCUUUUGGAUGCUCCGGGUCACAAGAGUUAUGUACCCAAUAUGAUUAGUGGAGCAUCUCAGGCGGACAUUGGCGUGCUGGUUAUUUCGGCUCGUAAAGGUGAAUUUGAAACAGGAUUUGAGAAGGGUGGGCAGACACGUGAACAUGUUCAACUCGCAAAAACACUGGGCGUGUCGAAGCUGGUUGUUGUGGUGAACAAAAUGGACGAUCCAACUGUGAACUGGGCGAAAGAGAGGUACGAUGAAAUAGAACAAAAAAUGGUACCAUUUCUUAAAUCCUCUAGCUACAACACCAAGAAAGAUGUUAUCUUCUUGCCUAUAUCCGGUCUAAUGGGGGUUAAUAUGGAUAAGAGGAUGGAUCGAAACGUUUGUCCAUGGUACAGUGGCCCUAGCCUUUUCGAAGUACUUGAUUCUAUUGAAGUUCCACCACGAGAUAAUGGUCCAUUCAGGAUGCCUAUUAUAGAUAAAUUUAAAGACAUGGGAACUGUUGUUAUGGGAAAAGUAGAAUCUGGCAGCAUUAAGGAGGGUGAUUCCUUGAUUAUUAUGCCAAACAAGGAGCCCGUGAAAGUUGUUGCUAUAUAUUGCGACGAAGAUAAAGUUAAGCGUGCUGGACCGGGUGAGAAUUUGAGAGUCCGCAUUACUGGCAUCGAAGAUGAGGAUAUACUUUCAGGUUUUGUUAUAUCCAGCACGGUAAAACCUGUACCUGCUGUUACUGAGUUUGUUGCACAACUACAAAUCAUUGGGCUGCCUGAAAAGGCUGUUCUCACAGCUGGUUACAAGGCUAUUCUGCACAUUCAUGCGGUUGUUGACGAAUGUGAGAUCAUGGAAUUGAUAAGCCAAAUCGAUAUGGAGACGAGGGAGCCCAUAAAAAAUAAAGGAGUUCGGUUUGUGAAGAACGGUGCUGGUGUGGUCUGCCGUAUACAGGUUACCAAUUCAAUCUGUGUUGAAAAAUUCUCAGAUUUCCCUCAGCUAGGAAGAUUCACUCUACGAACUGAAGGGAAAACAGUAGCUGUUGGGAAGGUGACUGCGCUCUCAUCAGGUGUUUCCUCAAGCGCUUGAUUCAAAUUUUGUGAGGAAAACGGUGACCGACUAGUUUCGUGAUUUUUAGUCAUUUGGAACGACCAAGUUGAAUUCCCUAAACCAAAAUCGUAGUUCCAAUCGGGGUUUUGAGAUUUACUGCUGCUGCAGAUGUGUAACCUUAGACUGUUUUUUUUUUGGAAAUUUAAAAGCUAGAAAGAGUAUUAUGA